GCCUGUGAGGUCACAGCAGGGGUGCCUAGGGAACCUGGGCCGGGGGAGGCGGGGCAGAAGCGCCGGGCUCCUCCUCCUCCUCGGCAUCUCCUGCUUCAUCAGCCUUACCUGCCGGCCAGGUGUCGUGGGCGCCUAGCUGCCGUAGCUAGCGAGCAAGCAUGGCGGAGUCGCAGCUGCUCUGCCUGGAGGAGGCGUCGUUCUGCGGGGAGCGGGUCAGCGAGCACCACCCGCGCUUCUACUACGACGAGGCGCAGCGGCGGGCGCUGGAGGUGCUGGCCUCCCGCGGGGAGAAGGCUUACCGGGAGCAGCUCAGGCGGGAGCAGCUCCGAGACUUCCUCUCCAGCCGGGAGCUGCAGGCGCUGCGGAGCGGGUGGAGCGCCUACGCCAGGCAGCCCGGCGGCGAAGGGGGGAAAACGGGGGCAGCGGCGCCGCUGGGCCCCUCCGGGAAGCCCCUCUCCCUGGUUUACUGGCCCGAGUGCUCCGACACCGAGAUCCCGCCACUGGACCUGGGCUGGACCCACAACGCCUUCUACCGCGGGGUGCCCCGCCUGGCCCUCCACACGCAGCCCCGCAAGGAGGAUAAGGCGCCCCACGUCAAGCAGCUGGUCCGGGAGAGCCUCCAGCAGGCCCACAAGAUCAUUGCAAUAGUCAUGGACCAUUUUACUGACAGAGACAUCUUUCGGGAUGUUGUAGAUGCAGCAUAUAAACGGCGGGUCCCAGUCUAUAUCAUCUUGGAUGAAGAAGGUUCUAAGUUCUUCUUGGAGAUGUGCAAGUGCAUGGAACUGAGUGAUUACCAUAUCCGGAAUAUCCGUGUGCGUUCGGUGACUGGAGUUGGAUUCUAUAUGCCAUCCGGGAAGAUCAAAGGCAAUUUGUGCUCCCGUUUCCUGAUGGUGGAUGGUGAUAAGGUCCUCACUGGAUCCUAUAGUUUCACAUGGACCUCAUCUCAUAUAGACAGAAACAUUCUGUUGUACUUGACUGGGCAGCAUGUGGAGAUGUUUGAUCUUGAAUUUCGUGAGCUCUAUGCCAUUUCAGAGGAAAUCAAUCUCUACAAAGAGCUGAAUAUCCCAUGUCCUUACCGAUCAGGAAUUGAGAAAAUGGGGUUUUCCUCUUCUACUGUGGCCCGGAAAGCCAUCAACCCAAAAUACGGACUGGUGGUGGGAGUUCCUCCAGGGGAAAUGUUGCGCUGGGCCUCCCGCCAACGGCAAGAGACACAAGAGAAAUUAGAAGGAAGAGGAGAAGAAAAUGAAUCAGAUAAACGACUGCAUUCUUUUCUGAAUGACCUUAUAACUGUGGAGCAAAUUCUGCCAGAGAUUGAGCCUCCACUUGAGGACCUGAACAGAGGAAACCGAAGUCCUCAGAAGUUAUUUGCCAUGUUCCAACUGGACCCAAAAAAUAAAUCCAAAUCCAGGGAGUCCAUAUUGGAAUCCCCAAAGAAUGAUAUUGCCAAUGGGGAAGCUGGUUCCAAACAGAACAAAAAAUUUGGAAGCGGACUUUUCAGAAGGUCCAAGCGACCAUCACCAUUAAAUGCUGAUGCCAAUUCCUUUACCAGCGAGACCACUGAAGAGUUUGUGGUUGUGAAGGUGCCAAAGGACAACCAGAGCAACUUUCGUCCUAUUAGUGCCCAUAGCAAUGUGGGCAAUUCAGGUAAAAUGAGUGCAAACUCCGGUCCAGAAGAAAAAGCCAAACGCUCAGCCUGUGUGGUGUCAUGACGUAGGAGAAACCGCAACAGGAAAACAUAGACUCCUAAAGGGAAGCUGCUAGGGAAAGCUGCUGGGCUUUUUCAAAUUUACAGUCUGAUUUCCUCACAAUGGUCUGUACAACGCUUGCAGUCUCCAAGACAGAGCUGGUACCUUUACAUUCAGGAUAAAACACAUGACCUG
Molecule: messenger RNA, 1880 nt
Organism: Anolis carolinensis (green anole)
Lineage: Eukaryota; Metazoa; Chordata; Lepidosauria; Squamata; Anolidae
Gene: sack1f
Product: family with sequence similarity 83 member F
Exons: 5
Coding region: 159-1709 (516 amino acids)
Biological process (GO): signal transduction
Molecular function (GO): protein kinase binding
Source: RefSeq, a predicted model, not a curated record